AACUCAAUUCAUUGGUCAUAAUUAUAAUUUGAUUUGUUAGGAAAUAUAUAAGAAAGGAGGAAGAAAACAUGUGAUCUUAAACCUGCCCCCUUUGGGUUGUUUCCCGCUUGUGAAAGCAAUGACACCAGAAAAAGCCAAUCCAUGCGUGGAGGAAGUAACAUCAAUUACGAAACUACACAAUAAAGCACUUCCUAAAGCCCUUAAGAAGCUAGAGAGUGAACUGAAAGGACUCAAAUAUUCAAUAGCCGAUUUCUACACUUUUCUUAGUGAAAGAAUAGAUAAUCCUUCAAAAUAUGGUUUUAAAGAAGGGAAGAUUGCAUGCUGUGGAACUGGUCCAUAUAAUGGAAUUUAUAGUUGCGGAGGAAAGAGAGCAGAUGGCCCAAAGUACGAAUUAUGUAGGAACAUUAGUGACUAUGUGUUCUUUGAUGCUCCUCAUCCUUCCGAAAAAGCCUACCAGCAAUUCGCAGAGCUGAUUUGGAGUGGAAGUCCCAAUGUCAUACGACCUCAUAGUCUCAAAGAGUUGUUUGAUCACUGAUUGCAUUAAAAUUUUAAUAAAUGUAAAAUAAAAAACUUAUGGAGCAUAUUAUAGUUUAAUAAAUUAAUGAUUUUGUUAUAUAACAAA
Quercus robur (English oak) is the source of this 622-nucleotide messenger RNA. RefSeq names its product GDSL esterase/lipase 4-like. The transcript is spliced from 2 exons. The record is from RefSeq and is a predicted model, not a curated record. Gene Ontology annotation, molecular function: hydrolase activity, acting on ester bonds. Bases 119 to 535 code for a protein of 138 amino acids. NCBI's taxonomy places the organism in Eukaryota, Viridiplantae, Streptophyta, Magnoliopsida, Fagales, Fagaceae.